Bradysia coprophila is the source of this 2506-nucleotide messenger RNA. RefSeq names its product cytosolic endo-beta-N-acetylglucosaminidase (gene ENGase). Gene Ontology annotation, cellular component: cytoplasm. Gene Ontology annotation, molecular function: mannosyl-glycoprotein endo-beta-N-acetylglucosaminidase activity. The record is from RefSeq and is a predicted model, not a curated record. Gene Ontology annotation, biological process: protein deglycosylation. Lineage: Eukaryota; Metazoa; Arthropoda; Insecta; Diptera; Sciaridae.
GUGUUUUGGUAUUAUAUUCUAAUUUGACAGUUCGACACGAAUCCUACACACUGAAUUUCACCUGUUUUUUUUUCUUUGCGAGGCAACGCGUAUUAUAAAUCGACGGGAAAAGCACCCAAUAAUAAUUAUUGAAGUAGAGAAAAGUGAAUUAUAUUUUUCGGUUAGUUAUCACUGGUCUUGUGUGAAGGCUUUUCGUGUCGUCGAUUCAAUUUCCCGUUUUAACAUACACUCGUUUUUGGAUCCCUUAUCUAAUGUGUUUCAUUGAUAACAUUUGACUUUAUCGGUAAAUGAAAACGUUUCUGUAUUGGUCCGUGACAAAUUCGAAUGGAAUCAAUGGUUUAUAAAGCCUCUUCAAUAAAAUUCUUGUUGAUAAUUAAUGAAAAAUGAACGGAGUUAUAUAUUUUCUGCGUUUGUUUUCGUCCAAUUUCUAUCGGUGUUGUUUACGAACUGUCAGAUGGGUACUUUGGCCAGUUAGGUUGGCAAUAUUGCGCUUAGAAUAUCGCUACUCCUAUGAGUGUCGCCCGUUACGUUCGAAUGAUGAGCUUUUGAACUUUCAUCGAUUACCAAUCAUUUGGAAGCAUAUGGUUGUGCCAAUUGUACCGAGAUGCAAAGCGAGAAAUUUCAAUGAAAACUACGACAAUUUCAGCCAUAAAGGCGAAUUGGUUGAUGAUUCCAACGGACGUCCUGAGGUGUUAGUUUGCCACGAUUUGGCAGGAAACUAUCGAGAUGAUAGGUUCAUAACUGGCUCCAGAAAAUGGGAUGAUUACCGAUUCUACCAUUGGGCGGGAAUCGACUACUUUUGUUAUUUUAGUCAUGAGUACAUAACCAUUCCUACGUUACCUUGGAUAAAUGCCGCCCAUAAUAACGGCGUAAAGGUCUUGGGCACAGUCAUUGUCGAAUCGGCCCGCGGACGAACUCUUUUAAAUGAAAUUCUAAAGUCGCGAUCGUACAUGAAUGACGUGGUUGAGGCGCUGGUUCUGGUAGCCAAAACUUGUCAAUUUGAAGGAUGGCUCUUGAAUGUCGAAUGUUCGUUAGAUGCAGACCAAAUUCCGAUGCUGAAAGACUUUGUGGAUAAUCUGACGUUUAGAAUGCAUCAAGAGGUUCCGCAUGGUAUGGUAUUAUGGUAUGACAGUAUCAUUGAGAACGGGGCAUUAAGUUGGCAAAAUGAAUUAAAUAAUAAGAAUAAGUCAUUUUUCGACCUUUGUGAUGGCAUUUUGAUAAAUUACACAUGGAACGAAAAUAAUUUGGAACGGACGAUCCAGAUUAUAGACGAAAAAGGAGGAGAUGUUCAUAAAGUGUUCAUUGGAAUUGACGUUUGGGGCAGGGGACAGUUAGCAAAGUUUCAAUCGCAUAUCACUCUCGCUAAGAUCAAAAAGCACGACUUUUCUGUGGGAAUAUUCGCACCAGCCUGGACAUUCGAAGAUACGAGACAUCUCGGUGUGAACAUAUCUGUGCCGAAUGGAAGCGAGAUUUGCAAUAAACAUUUCAUUGAAAGGAACGAUCUUUUCUGGGAACGGUUAUGGAAGUACCUGCUAACAACAGGCCCAAAAGUUCUUCCUUUUUACACAUCAUUCUGUUUGGGUUCCGGCAAACAGCAAUACCGAGAGGGUCUUCUAAGUCAAAGCAGACCGUGGUACAACUUGUGUAAUCAAUCCUUUCAGCCCAGUGUCCCAUCCACAUCUGUCGUGCGAUUUUUUGACGAAUCAUACGGCGGCGGAUCUUGUUUGAAAGUGCUGCCGACAGCGGAACCGAAACGGUUAUUCGCUGCAGAAUUUUCGUGUCAAAAAGACAUCAUUCUGGCAUAUUCAUUCAAAAGAUGUUGCUCAACUGACGAAUUUGAAUUGCUGUUGACCCUGCGGGAUGAUUUAAGUGGAACUUACUGUCAAUUGAUCUGCGGUGACAAUGAAAACAUUUAUGAAGAUCUUGUACCCGGACGUAGAUGGUGCACUUUGCUGAGAGGAAUUGACUUAAGGAAGACGUUGAUCCAUUUGAGUACAAAGCAGGAACGGUUACUUCCAUCGGUAACGCCAAUCAAUGGAUGGGAAGUAAGGUAUUACUACUUCAGAUGCGAACAAGGUAUUUCUGCUAAAAUUAUCGAUAUUGGAGUCAUGAGCAGAGCUGCCGAAGGAAUUUUACUGGGUGCAAUUCAUAUCCAUGAAGGAGUGCCGCUGUAUAAGUUUGAUGACAUCCAAAUGGUAACCACCUGGGACUUCGUAGCAGACUGCCCAUGAAUUCCAAUAUGGUCUCUACAAUUAAACUAUAUGCCAUCUCGUAUGAAUUAUUAAUUAUUUUUUUUUUUUUUUGCAAAACGUUUGGUUCAAUUAAAUAUGCUUAAAAGUAAUAAUUAUUUUUGAUUUAAUUUUUUUCGUUUCGAUAUUUUCUUCUGUAUUUUACUUUCGAAAUCAAAAGAAUAAAUCGAAACUGAAUCGGUGAAAUGAUAUUGUGCGUAAUUUAAUUGUUGAUUUUGUGUUCAUCAAAUUGGAAAUAAAUUAAUCAAAUCAUUAAU